CGGAACCCCGGGCUGCUGGGGACCUCGGCUUCCCUGUCGAGGGCGUCCGAGUCCUUUUAUCCAAAGCGGCCCCUGAUCUUGGGACCAGAGAGAUGUGCCUACACCCGGCCAGACCAGGUAGAACUGAGCCUGAGCAUCUCCUGUGAGUAUCCUCCAGCCCAGAGCCAGUGACAAGCUGUGAAAAGCUGAGACCCAUGCCCCAGAUGGCAGAGACUAAAGACGCCAUUCAGCUUCGGCUGCUCAGCCUGGAGCUGUUGAAGCAGCUGUGGGCUGGGCACGAUGCCAUGUGUCGGUCAGUGGCCAGGGCAGCGUCAGAGUCAAACCUGGACUAUAGCAGCAGCGGCAACUUAGAGAUGCCCAUGUCCCAAGAGAGUUCCUCCAGCUCCUCGGUGGCCCCAAGCUCACAGGACAAAAGACAGGAGUGGGACCCACUGGACAGUCAUCGAGGAGACACAUCAGAUAUGUCCUGGUGUGGCAACGACAGCUACAGGGUGGACUCUUUACCAUCUGCCACGUGCCAACACUGGGAGCCCCAAGAUGAACGGCAGCCCCCCUCAGAACCCUUGCUAGCCACUGAAGGUCUGAAGGGGCCACCAAAACCUCACGAGACACAGGUUCCAAAGUCCAUGCUGUCACGACCAAGCAAGCCAUCUAAGCCCAAAGUGACCUUCUCCCAAGAGUCUACAGUGCCUGAGAGCAAGUGGCACUUCCGGCCAUACCUGGGCUAUGAUUGGAUUGCAGGGUCCCUGGACACUAGUUCCCCCGUCACCAGCGAACCCGAGGCCUUCUUCUCCGUGCUUCAGAGGUUCCGAGAAGCCAACAGAGAGGAUUGUGUCUGUGACUCCCCUGAAGCUGUGUUCCCAGGCCUGCAGGAGAGCAGUGGUGUGGAAGAGAGCCACCAGUGUGUGUACUGUUACCGUGUCAACCGGCGUCUGUUUCCUGUGCCAGUGGACCCAGGUACCCCUUGCCGCCUAUGUGGGAUACCCCGGGACCAGCAGGGACCUGAGACUCUGGCGGAGCCCGCGCAGGUCAGGGUGAGCAUCCCCUUGUCCAUCCUGGAUCCCCCACACCGCUAUCGAAUUCAUAGACGGAAAAGCUUUGAUGCCUCUGACACCCUGGCUCUGCCUCGGCACUGUCUGCUGGGCUGGGAUAUCCUCCCUCCAAAGCCUGAGAAAAGCUGUGUCCCCAAGAGUCUUGACCUCUGGUCCUCUGUCUCCUGUGGAACGCAGCGCCGACAUCUGUCAGCCACCAGCCCAUCCCGCCUGGUAGGGUCCAGGGUGUGUCCCGACCUGGGGUGAGAGGGGUCCAGGCCUUGCCAGUGCAGGUCCCACCACCAAUCUGGUCAGAGCCUCAGGUUUCCCAGCUCCGUCCCACCCACUAGAAGCCCUGAAGACUGACCACUCAGAAGAGAACAGUAUUCUGCCGGUGCCGUCAACCUCCCCUGAGGAGGCAGCACCUGAGGGAGGGAUGGAUGCCCCUAUAAUGAGGCUGAACCCUGACAAGAUGGAAGUGGUUGUGCUGUUGAGAUGGGAGGACCCAGGCCUGGCGCUGGCCCAUCCUCCCUCCUCCUGGAGGGGGCGGAGACUCUGUCAGUAUGCAAAUAAAACUCAGGGCCCUAUACUUCCCGUCCCCACAUAGCUUGUCUUUCCUGCUGGUCCCCUUGAUGUCCAGGUGUCCUGGUCACAACUGGCUUCACUUUGCCUAAAGGAGACACUGGCUACCUGGAGGCGAGCACCCAGUGAGCACCCAUUACUUGGAGUGUGGCUUCUUUUUUGUAUACUUUUUACCAUAGAGUCUCACGUGGCCUAGGCUGGCCUGGAACUCACAGUCCAAGGAUGACCUUGAACUGCUCCAAUCCUCCUGCCUCCACCUCCUGAGUAUUAGGAUUACAGGCAUAUCCACUGGGCCCUACUUGGGCUUCUAGCUUUUUCUGUAGCUCUCAGAUCUAGAUAAAGGUUGUCUACCAGAUAAAUGGGGUGGUUCCCCAAGGCAGGCUAGAACCAAGGUCAGUGUUACAGUACCUCAGGCCUGGGGAGAUGGCUCAGUGGGUAAGAAUUCUUGUUAUGUAAGUUUGAGGACCUGAGUUCAAAUCCCUAGGACCCAUGUAAAAUCCAGACAUGUACUGAGUGUCUGUAAUCCUAGGGGGGGGGAUGAGAGGUGAAGAUAGAGGAAUUCCUGAGGCUCAUGGGCCAGCUAGCCUGGCAUACACAUUGGAAAAACAACAAAGAAACUCCCCACCUCACGAUGGAAAGUGUAGAUCAACACCCAGUGUGGUCUUCUGACUUAUGCACACCAUGGCAUGUGUGCACCUGCAUUCACACACACAGAAAGACACAAACACACACACACAUACACACACAGAGACUCACUAAAAGUGUGUCUCAUAUCGAAUAAGUGAGCUCUGUCCUUGAGGUCCCUGGCAUCUCCAUGCCCUUUUCUGGGCCCAGUUCUAGAAACAGGGUGGCUCACAACCCUAAGAAGGAUAAGUUGAGAAACUGAUAGCUUAUCAAGCAGCACAUCAGAACAGAGCUGGGAGGUGUUAGGGAGUAGGAUCCUGUCUCUCCCAUCCCUUGUGUGCUUUGGGUUGCCUGGUUUCUAUGGCUAACUAGUGUGGCUACGGGGAUUAAAGGUGAGUGUCACCACUGUCUGGUCUAUGUGACUGAUUAGUGUGGCUGUUUUACUCUCAGAUCUUCAGGUAAGCUUUAUUUAUUAAAAUACAAAUGAAAUAUCACUACAUUCAAAGUUAAGCAACCUUCAGGCCUUAGCUCCUGGGUCUAAGAAUGCAGGUGUUAGUCAGGGUGAGUCAGGUCAUGCUGCAGUAAUAAUUUAAAUGCCCCAACUCCCUGGUUUAACAGAAAGGUUUAUUUCAUUUAUUUUUUAAUUUUCUCUUUAUUUAUUUGUAUACAAUGCCAUACCUGUUAGUUAAGACACAGUUUUCCCUUGCUUGGGCCUGGGGAGAGCUCAGUGGUUAAGAGCUCUUGCAGCUCUCGCAGACGGCCCAAGUUCAGCCCGGGCACUGACCUGUGACUCACAACCACUCCUAAUUCUGGUGCUGGGGAAUCCAGCGCCCUCUUCUGGCCUACUCGCCCAGUGAGCACACAUACGUGGAGGCAAAACCCUCAAACAUGUGAAAUAAAGAUAAAUGGAUAUUAACAUGUUUUUUUCGCAUAAUAUGUCUUCUC
Arvicola amphibius (Eurasian water vole) is the source of this 3182-nucleotide messenger RNA. RefSeq names its product migration and invasion inhibitory protein (gene Miip). NCBI's taxonomy places the organism in Eukaryota, Metazoa, Chordata, Mammalia, Rodentia, Cricetidae. Gene Ontology annotation, biological process: negative regulation of G2/M transition of mitotic cell cycle; negative regulation of cell migration. The record is from RefSeq and is a predicted model, not a curated record. The transcript is spliced from 10 exons. Bases 195 to 1298 code for a protein of 367 amino acids.